GCCGUUAUCAGUUGCCAAUGCGAACGCCGCAAGGGUACCGUUUUACGUUUGUUUUUAGUCGUGGACAAAUAUUUCACGCGGCACAAAUAUGUGAAAUAGCUUCUCACUGCAUUGCCGAAUCAAACGAAGGAAAACGGCUGCGACCGGGUGCCUCGGUAGUGUGUCGGAUUUUCGGCAGUAAUAGGCAGUUUUUGUGUAAAUGGUUUGCUCCCUCCGGGGAGCGGUUGCGCCGAAAAGAUCCUGUGUGUUACGUUGAUCAAUGUGUUGAGUUGUUGAAUGAUAAUGUUAGCGCUGAACAUGGGAUUCCAUUGGUACAAGAUCUGCUGAUGAUAACUGAGGACCUAUGCUGCUUUCAAAAAAUAACAAUUGAAGUUAAAGUUGAUUGUAUGCGACUUAAUUUAGAUUUGGUCAAAGAUCGGGAACAAUUGGUGGCACUUUUGAAGGACAUAUUACAAACGUUCUACUUCAGUAAAGGCUGUCUGAUACGAUUCAACGAUCAACUAGCCUGGAACUAUGGUAUCAUUAGUGUGACGGUUGAUGACACUUUGGGCUUAGGAAAAUACGGUCAAACCAACCAAGAGACGGUGGUUGAGCUGAGUAAUAUCACUUUCAAUUCGGAAUUUUCUAAAACUCUUGGAGGAUUAUCCGUUACAAAAAAUGACAUCCGAGCUAUCCUGAAUCGUACCACAAGAGAAAACAUUCUGCUUACGGGCCCAGCUGGAUCAGGAAAAACUUCCCUAGUAAAGCAACUGGCGCAGGAGCAAAAUAGUCCAGUAUUCUAUGUGCGUGGGUUGGAUUUUAUAAAAUCACUACCCGGCGAGACAGAGCUAGAGUUAAAAAAUAUUUUCGAACGUGUGCAGCGUUUUGGUAAAGCAUUCGCACCAACGGUGAAGUCUAUUCUACUUGUCAAGGAUGUAGAGAGUUUGUGUUCAAAACUAAGCAGUAGGAAAGGUGAAGAUUUAUCCAACAUUAGCCGAAUUUCCUGUCAAUUCAUCGCUUUGCUGGAUCGUUACCAGCUUGAUGGUAAUUUCGUUACAAUAGCAAGCACUAGUCAAAUAGAAGCCUUAGAUUUGAGAGUCCGUCGUCCUGGCAGGCUGGGGGCUGAGAUUUUCAUUCGAAUGCCGUCGGAACAGCAAAGGAUAGAAAUAGUUAAGACCGUUUUAGAGCACUGUAAUUUUCAUUUAGACUCGUCUUCGUUGGAUGACAUCGUUGCAAGAACGUCCGGCUACGUCGGGGCAGAUUUGGAACUGCUGAUCAAUUCAAUUAGUAGAUCAAUUAGCGGAAAUCCAUCGAAAAGUGUUCAAAGUUGUAUAGACGAGAGUUUGAGGAAGAUUCGGCCAAAUGCAUUGAGGGAUUCUAUUGGUCUUAUUAGUGGGUUGAGUGAAACAUUAGACGUCAUCGGUGGAAUGGAUCAGCUUAAAAAGUCACUAAGGACAUCGGUUCUAGGGCCGCUGCGACAUCGGCAGGCAUUUCGAAGAUUCGGUAUGCGCCCUCUGAAAGGUAUAUUAUUGUACGGACCUCCGGGCUGUGCUAAAACAACCAUUGCUCGUUGCUUGGCAGCUGAAUCCCGUAUGACCUUCGUGUCGGUUUCCGCUGCAGAAGUCUACUCGCCUUACGUGGGUGACGCAGAGAAGUUGAUUGCUCGCCUCUUCAACCAAGCCCGGCUGAGCGCUCCAGCUGUGAUUUUUCUUGACGAAAUUGAUUCCUUGGUUGGUAAUCGCAGCACGCAAGGUAUUCGAGCCAAUGAUGUUCAUGUACGGGUGCUGUCUACGCUGCUCACAGAAAUGGAUGGAAUCGGAUCGAGUGUUCAGUCAGCAGUCGGCAGCAGGGAAGACUCGAAAAAUAUUCUUGUCAUUGCGGCCACGAAUCGACCGGAUAUGAUCGAUGAUGCUUUGCUGCGGCCGGGUCGUUUGACCAAGCUCAUUCAUGUUCCCGCUCCGGACGAGCUAGGAAGACUAGCAAUACUGAAAAAGGUGUCCGAAAAGAUUCCUCUGGCGGAAGAUGUUUGUCUAGAGGAGCUAGCCAAACAGACGGAGCGAUACUCGGGAGCUGAUUUGCAGAAUCUGUGUUCGCAGGCUGCCCUCCACGGUGCUGCACUGGACGAAAACAUACAGCAGGUAACGAUGGAUCAUUUUCAGCACGUCAUGCAGGAGAGUCGUCCAUCGCUCACUAGGGAACAGAUUGAAUGCGUAUGAGGUCAUUGAAAUUUGUCCACUGAUGACGACCCGCCUACCAGAAUAGCGAAACUUUGAGAUUUCGUAUUCUGGAAGCUUGCUCGAUCUUAUCAAAACAUGGCAGACAAAGAUAGCUAAAAGAAUUGCAUUGCCGUUCUCAGUGAUACCGAAAGUUCAUCUUUGAUAGAAAUGGAAUGUUGUGCGUUCCACAGUAUCUUGUGUUAGUUGAUAAGAGGUAUGUCAUUGAUGAUUUUACAUUGCAGUGGGAGAAUGCAUUUGAAUAAUUAAAAACGGAAAUCGGUUGCUUGGAAGCUUUUGAAAACCUUCACAACGGAAAAAUGACGAAUAAGUCAUAAAUCUAACAGUAGCACCUAAAGCCCAGAUUAUAUACUGUUGUUGUGUUGACGAAUAGUUUUUCCAGAAACCAAUAAGUAUUUUUCAAUGAAUACCAUCUAUGGUUAUAUUACAGUAAGUCGCAAAGUGCUGAAAGAAUAACAAGUUCAUAGAGCAAUUGUCCGCAGGGAAAAUUGAAAAUGAGACUUCUUGAUAGGAAAACUUUCCAAUAAGCUUGGUUUAAUUACAUUGGUAACAGAAGUUUAAAAAAAAAAUCGUUCGAUAAACGUUUCACACCAGCUGGAACCUGGUGCAACAAAAAACGUUUUGGAGGAACCGCUGAAAGGACGCCGAGGCAAAGAGAAUAUUACAGAAAUGACCAGAUCUUUUGGAAAAUUGUUCCGAACUGCAAUGAUGACAUAAUUGGAUGGCUAAAAUAACGCUUUGCUUAGUUGUACCGUGGAUGAUGUAAUUUUUCUUCGCUUUGCUGUGGUUAACGACAGAGUCUAUCGCUUCCAGGGAAGUCUCCGUGUACUCUCACGACUUGAGUAAACUCAAGUUCGUCAAUUUUUUAUUUAGCACAAUUUAGUUAUGAUAAUCUGUUCUGAGUCAGCUCCGUUUUGGGCUAUAUAGCGGA
Molecule: messenger RNA, 3144 nt
Organism: Wyeomyia smithii (pitcher-plant mosquito)
Lineage: Eukaryota; Metazoa; Arthropoda; Insecta; Diptera; Culicidae
Product: ribosome biogenesis protein SPATA5L1
Exons: 5
Coding region: 18-2195 (725 amino acids)
Molecular function (GO): ATP binding; ATP hydrolysis activity
Source: RefSeq, a predicted model, not a curated record